GAAAUCUAAUUUGAAACCGAUCACUGGCGUGGUAAGUCGAUUCUUAUCGGCAUAUCCUUUAAAGCAGUUGGCAGCCCCUCGAGCAGCUGUCAUAGUCUCGUGAACGUGUGUGUUGGUGUUAAUGUUGUGUAAACGCUGGUCGUGAAAAAUUUUGCCGCACGCUGUGGGGAUCUGGAGGAUUGUACAUUAUUUCAUAAUAUUUUAAGAUAUGUUGACCAUAUUACGUCAGCGCCAUUCGCCGCUUACAAAUGCCGCUCAUCGCUUCCUGCAGACCACGAGCCCUCGACCGGGAUAUAUUGUACUCGUUCCCGAAAUUGGUGAAGAUGGGCAUCAGAACGAGGGAGUGCUGAAAGCGGAUGGCUUGCCCGCUUUUAAUGAUAUAACUAUCGAGCUGGCACUGGGCACAAUAGGACAACAAGCCGCACUUGUUGAGAAGACUGUCAAAGCUCUGGAACAGGACAUCAAAAACGGAAAGCGGCUGAACAGCGCAGAUAUCUACACCGAGCUAGAUGCAGUCACAGGUCCGCUCGACACGACCUGGGGCGUAGCCAAGGCUCUGUAUCUGGGCGCCUGCACUCUUAUACCCACGAAGACGUAUAUGAAUAUUCACGAGCGGGCGCGGAACGCACGUGCUGCGAAGUACUGCAACAAGACCAUAUAUACAGCGCUGCGGCAACACGAAGAUGCAGGUGCAGGCGAGGCAGAGCAGCGUCUGCGCCAGAAAUUUCUUUUGGAGGGCAAGCUUAAUGGACUUAAUCUAAACAAGGACUCACAUGAUGGCCUCAAGGAGCUGUUGAGUCAGUUGGGACGCGAACGGGCAAGUUUCAAGAACAAAGUGAAUAUGUCUGUCCACACAUUUGCGCAUGUGGUCAGUGAUUUCCAGGUGGUGCGUGACUUCCCAUCCACGUUUCUGGAGGCAACCGCCCUUGAUGUGAGGCAGCCACUGCAGGGCCCUUGGAAAGUGACGUUGCAACCACAGAUCGUCGAAAGCUUUCUCAAAUACUGCCCGGAUAGACUGCAGCGCUGGAAUAUUUGGCGUGCCAACGCUGUGAAAGCUUCACAACAACAGGAUAAAUCAUUGGAGAACAGCACGCAUCUCGAGAAGAUCCGGGCACUGCGCAAACGACAGGCCAAUAUCCUUGGUUAUGCUAACUUCGCCGAUAUGUCUAUGCAAACAAAAAUGGUCGGCAGUGUGGACAACUUAAAGAUAAUUUUCGCCAAGCUUCUCAAGUUUGCAGGUCCGGCGCAAAUGACGGAGCUGGAGGAGCUACAAAAAUUCGCCAGCGCCAACGGCUUUGAACAAAAGCUGGACUUGUAUGAUGUGAGCUACUGGCGCCGCAAGCAAUUGGCAGCCGAGCAUCAGCUAAAUGAGGAGAAAAUUAGCGAGUAUUUCCCUCUGCCACGUGUGCUUUCGGGCAUCUUUUCGUUAAGCGAGAAACUCUUUAACAUACGCAUUGUGGAGAACACGAAAGCAGAAGUUUGGCAUCCGGCCGUGAAGUUUUACGAAGUAUAUGACGGCGACGUUAGCGAUGCAUCCAGUCCUGUGGGCGGCUUCUAUGUGGAUUGCUAUUCGAAGGAGCAUAAAUUUGGGCGCAACAACGGAUGGAUGGUGGGCAUUCGGAAUGCCAACAAAUCUGCUGACCUCACUCCACUUUGCGCUCUCAUCUUCAACUUUAGCGAGCCGUUGUUGGGAAAGGCACCGCUUUUACGAUACGAGGAUUUGCAAAUGUUGUUCAAGACAUUCGGCUCGGCGCUACAACAUCUGCUGACACAGGCGGGUUAUACUGACCUUGCUGGGCUCUCCAACAUCGAGUGGGAUGCCUCACAAGUCUCCGGCUAUGUGAUGAGCAAUUUUCUCGAUGACGCCGCGGUGUUACAAAGCCUUUCGGGUCAUUACGCCAAUGGCGAGCCUAUUGAUGCCUCAUUGGCGGAAAAGAUGCGCCUGCUAAAAACACAACUGGCUGGCUAUAAUUUAUGUCAGGAACUCUACUAUGCCGAUCUUGAUAUUGAGCUGCAUCGCUCGGGGGCCUUCUGGCUGGAUGUCGUGCGCAAGCUGUGGCCAGUUUACCAAGCAAUGCCCCUCAACAAGAAGGAUUCGCACCCGUGCUCUAUGUCGGACAUCUUCUCUGGUGAUUGGGCCGCUGCACAGUUUAGUCAUUUGUAUUCGAAGAUGAUUGCCGCUGACAUAUCAAGUAGCUUUGCCGAGCAACGCAACAGCACAGACUACAGUACAGUGGGCAAACGCUAUAAACAAACGUUCCUCAGUUCCGGUGGCUCCAUGCCUACGGCCGAGGUAUUCCGACGCUUCCAGGGCCGUGAUCCAUCUGUGGAGUCGCUUCUCAAGUCCCUUAGCAUUUUCGUGCCCUCACAGACGACAGAAAAUAACUAAAGAGGUGGCCAGCUGCGUGCUGUCCCAAAUCGCUGCUGUUAUCUUUUGUUUUAUAUUAGUGCGGUGAUAAUGUUUGACAUUGUAAAGUAGCGCGAAUGCGCGUGGGAUAAACUAAUUAUUUACACAUAGUGAACAGAUAAUUUCUUAUCGUUGAGUGACUCACUGGGCUGCCGAGUCAACCAAAACAGGUGUUACUUUUAAUAACGGCGGGGGUUACUCACGGCACCAAUAAUAUAUGUGUGGAAUGAUUAUUUGCUAGAUUAAACAUACAUUUGUUGCUUUAUUUAAAUAAUACUUUAAUAAUAAAUUGCAUAAAUUUAUAACAUUUAA
Molecule: messenger RNA, 2719 nt
Organism: Scaptodrosophila lebanonensis
Lineage: Eukaryota; Metazoa; Arthropoda; Insecta; Diptera; Drosophilidae
Product: oligopeptidase A
Exons: 2
Coding region: 209-2389 (726 amino acids)
Biological process (GO): proteolysis; peptide metabolic process
Molecular function (GO): metalloendopeptidase activity
Source: RefSeq, a predicted model, not a curated record